AAAAGGGGAGAAAUAGAAAGCAAUUGACACUUUCCUUCAAAAUUUGAGAUUUUCCGGGAAAGUAUCUUUCUUUUCUCGGGAAAAUAUCUUUCUUUUCUCUCCAUGUUUAGUGUUUCUGGAGCUAAAAUGAGUAAGCUUUGGGUUCAGCUGUUCCUCUUUCUGCUCUCGAUCUCUUCGAGCUUCCAUGAAUCGUCGAGUUCUUAUGCUGGUUCGGCGGCUUCCAUCAUCAAUCCUUCCAAAGUCAAACAGGUUUCAUGGAAACCACGAGCUUUCGUGUACGAAGGAUUUCUCACGGACUUGGAGUGCGACCAUUUGAUCUCCCUGGCCAAAUCAGAGCUGAAAAGAUCGGCAGUGGCGGAUAAUGUUUCUGGAAAGAGCAAGCUGAGCGAAGUCCGUACCAGCUCCGGCAUGUUCAUCCCUAAGGCCAAGGAUCCUAUUGUUGCUGGUAUAGAAGAUAAGAUUUCAACUUGGACCUUUCUUCCUAAAGAAAAUGGAGAAGAUAUGCAAGUACUGAGAUAUGAACAUGGCCAGAAAUAUGACCCUCACUAUGAUUACUUUGCUGAUAAAGUCAAUAUUGCUCGGGGUGGACACCGCAUAGCAACUGUGCUCAUGUAUCUAACUGAUGUGGUGAAGGGUGGUGAAACAGUGUUCCCUUCAGCAGAGGAAUCUCACCAUCACAAGGCUUCCACAACAGACGAUGAUCUCUCUGAGUGUGCGAAGAAAGGAAUUGCAGUCAAACCACGACGAGGGGAUGCCCUUCUUUUCUUCAGUCUCCUCCCAACGGCGGUCCCAGACACAAUCAGUCUCCAUGCAGGGUGUCCAGUGAUUGAGGGUGAGAAAUGGUCAGCAACAAAGUGGAUUCAUGUGGACUCAUUUGACAAAGACUUGUCUGCUGGCGGAAAAUGUACAGACCAGAAUGAGAGCUGCGAGAGAUGGGCUGCCCUUGGAGAAUGCAACAAGAACCGGGAAUACAUGGUUGGAUCUCCGGAGCUUCCUGGGUACUGUAGAAGGAGUUGCAAAGUGUGUUAGAGUCGUUAUCUUUGUACUUCAAGUAUCCAUUCAGGGAUUCACCAGAUCAGCGAGAUUCAUUUUUUUUCUAUUUCACUUUCAUUCUAAUUACAUGUUUCAUUACUAGUACCUUAACAGACAGCUAAAUUAAAGCCCUACUCUUUUUCUUUUUCUUUUUCUUUUUCUUUUUUUUUUUUUUUUUUUUUUUUUUUUU
This is a messenger RNA of Morus notabilis, 1222 nucleotides long. Its product is annotated as probable prolyl 4-hydroxylase 4. Gene Ontology annotation, molecular function: procollagen-proline 4-dioxygenase activity; iron ion binding; L-ascorbic acid binding. Gene Ontology annotation, biological process: peptidyl-proline hydroxylation to 4-hydroxy-L-proline. The transcript has 7 exons. NCBI's taxonomy places the organism in Eukaryota, Viridiplantae, Streptophyta, Magnoliopsida, Rosales, Moraceae. The coding region runs from base 103 to 1029 and encodes 308 amino acids. Gene Ontology annotation, cellular component: endoplasmic reticulum. The record is from RefSeq and is a predicted model, not a curated record.